This is a messenger RNA of Galleria mellonella (greater wax moth), 7557 nucleotides long. It is a transcript of the gene Toll-6, whose product is annotated as toll-like receptor 6. Bases 475 to 4317 code for a protein of 1280 amino acids. Gene Ontology annotation, molecular function: protein binding. Gene Ontology annotation, biological process: signal transduction. The record is from RefSeq and is a predicted model, not a curated record. The transcript is spliced from 2 exons. Gene Ontology annotation, cellular component: extracellular matrix. NCBI's taxonomy places the organism in Eukaryota, Metazoa, Arthropoda, Insecta, Lepidoptera, Pyralidae.
GCAAUGCCUCUACUCGCAGUCAGUCGACUCGUGAGAGCGUCGAGGCACGGUCGCGCCACGCGACGCUUUGAACGGCAUUACGUUUCUAUAAAAACACGAUUAUCGUCAAAGUGCUACAAUCAUAAACUUACAGACUUAAUAUUAAACCAAGUGAAGUUGAAUCAUAAAACGAUCUUAUCUGAAGAUUUCACUUAUGAUAUUGAACGUUUCAGCAGAAGUGAACGGUUUAUGUGAGAAUUCUGUUUACCUUACUGUGGACAUUACAAACACAUAGUGAAAUAAAGAAUAUAGUCAUGUGCUUUAUCACAAUAAGGACUAUUACGUGUUAAAUUGGUGUUCAAAUAGACUUUAUAAAUUGAUGGAUACUACACAUCCGGCAAGGGGACAUAACAAACGAACGCCGACGGAAAAAACAUGACACUGAAUCUACUGUGUCUUGUUUUCUUUCUUCCUUGAUAUUUGAUUUUUCCAAUAAUGGCUGUUCAGCAAACUUUUCUAAGAAAACGGCUCUUUGGUCAAAUUGUAUUAUGGCUUAUCGUCGGAUUGAAUGUCGCAGAUCAGAGCUCAUUGCCAUUAAAAUAUGAAGCUCCCGACGAUUGCCAGUGGUGGCUAAGGGGUCCAAAUGAUGCCCAUGAAGUUUCUCUCACAUGUAAACUUCGUACAAUAAAUAGUGAAUUUGACACAACGAACUUCAGUGUAAUUCCAUCGGAACAUACAACAUCUUUAAGAAUAGAAUGCAAUGAAGAAAUGAUGUAUAAAAGUUCAUUAGAUGACCGUAGUUUCGCACAUUUAGUAAAACUACGUGAACUUGUUUUGGAUAACUGUAAAAUUGGAAGAUGGCUGCCCGGUGUGUUAUCCGGUCUAAAAGACCUCAGAAAUUUAACUAUUCGAACGAAAAAUACAGAAUGGGCUGCCAUGAGUUUAGAAAUAGCAUCAGAUAGCUUUACAGCAGUUCGACAAUUAGAAAAGCUAGACCUCAGUUUUAACAAUAUUUGGUCAUUUCCUGAAAAUUUGUUUUGCCCCUUGACUAAUUUAGUGUACUUAAACGUAUCUUCAAAUAGGCUCCAAGAUGUGAGUGAUUUGGGAUUCAGAGAACGAGCUAUGCAUCAAGCACUAAUUAGUGAACAAGAUGGACCACUUCCUUCGGUAGCGUCGUUACCACAUACUUCUUGCUCAUUAGAUAUAGAAGUAUUAGAUGCUUCAAGUAAUCACUUUGUAUUAAUGCCAGAAAAUGGUUUUAUGGCUCUUAGAAGACUAAAAGAAUUACAUAUUCAUGAUAAUGAAAUUUCUAUGGUCGCUGAUAAAGCAUUAUCUGGAUUGAAACAACUGCAGAUAAUAGAUCUUUCAAAUAAUAAAAUCGUGGCUCUUCCACAAGAUUUAUUUAAAGAUUGCAGACCAGUCAUCAAGGAAGUUUAUUUACAAAAUAAUACAAUCAGUGUACUUUCGCCAAGUCUCUUCGCAAAUUUGGAUCAGUUAUUAGCAUUAGAUUUAUCUAAUAAUCAUUUAACAAGUACUUGGAUAAAUGAAAAUACUUUCACCGGCUUAAUACGAAUGGUAUUGUUAAAUUUAUCUAAUAACAGACUAACUAAACUCGAUCCAAAAAUAUUUAAAGAUUUGUAUACGUUACAGAUUUUAAAUGUACAGCAUAAUAUGUUAGAAAGUAUUGCGGCCGAUACAUUUUCACCAAUGAAUAAUUUGCAUACUCUUAUACUAUCUUACAACAAAAUAUCCCAUAUCGAUGCAUACGCUUUGAAUGGAUUGUACGUAUUGUCACUUCUGUCGAUAGACAAUAAUCAACUAGAAGAGCUCCAUCCUGAGGCAUUUAGGAAUACAUCAUCCCUUCAAGAUUUGAAUUUAAAUGGAAAUCGUUUAAAGCAAGUACCGAUUGCGCUUCGAAACAUGCGAUUACUCAGAACGCUUGAUCUUGGAGAAAAUCAGAUAACAUCACUGGAAGAGCCCGGAUUUGUGGGUUUGCAUAAUGUAUACGGCUUACGCCUUAUUGGGAAUAAAAUAGAAAACAUAAGCAAAGACGUGUUUUCUGAUUUACCAUCUCUUCAAAUUUUAAAUUUAGCUCGAAACAAAUUAAAACAUAUAGAUAUAAAUGCAUUCGAAACGCUAACAAAUUUACAAGCCAUUAGAUUAGAUGCAAACCAACUCACAGAUAUACAAGGUCUAUUUGUAAAUAUUCCAUCUUUGUUGUGGCUAAACGUAUCAGAUAACCAAAUAGAAUGGUUUGAUUACGCUGUUAUUCCUCCGGGACUUCAAUGGUUGGAUCUUCAUAGUAACAACAUAAAAGAGUUAAGAAAUAACUACCGCAUGGAUAAAGAGUUACGUUUGCAAACAUUGGAUGCGAGUUUUAAUAAAAUGACCAAAAUAUUCACAUACUCUAUUCCAAGUAGCGUAGAACUGCUGUUCCUUAAUGAUAAUCAAAUUACACAAGUUGAAGCUCAAACUUUUGUUGGAAAAACCAAUUUAACAAGAGUCGAUUUAUAUGCAAAUCAAAUAACUAGUAUGGAUCUCAAUGCGCUUCGCCUAACUCCUGUGGAUCCUGGACGCCCCCUGCCUGAAUUUUAUAUUGGUGGAAAUCCAUUUCAAUGCGACUGUACAAUGGAAUGGCUUCAACGUAUCAACAAAUUAGAUCACCUAAGACAACAUCCUAGAGUGAUGGAUUUAGAGAGUAUUUACUGUAAAUUAUUAUAUAAUCGUGAAAGAACAUAUAUUCCAUUAAUCGAAGCGGAAUCAUCGCAGUUUCUGUGUACAUAUAAAACUCAUUGUUUUACAUUGUGUCAUUGUUGUGAUUUUGAUGCUUGUGAUUGUGAAAUGACGUGCCCAUCGAACUGUACAUGUUAUCACGACCAGCCGUGGUCAGCGAAUAUUGUGGACUGUUCUGCUGCGGGGUAUUCAGAAAUACCUAGCAGUAUACCUAUGGACGCUACUGAAUUAUAUUUAGAUGGUAAUAAUUUUGGUGGUUUAACAAGUCAUGCAUUUAUUGGACGUAAAAAUUUAAAAAUUUUAUAUGCUAAUAACUCUAAUAUUGACGCUUUGUAUAAUAAUACGUUUAGUGGACUAAAACGCUUAACAGUGUUGCAUUUAGAAAAAAAUAAUAUCAAAGAAUUAUUAGGUUUCGAACUGUCUCCUUUGGAACAUUUACAAGAACUACAUCUACAAGACAAUAAAAUACAUUAUAUCGAUAAUCGGACAUUCAUUGAGUUGAGGCGUUUAGAAGUACUCCGUUUGGAAGGAAAUAACAUUUAUGGAUUUGCUGUGUGGCAAUUCACGAUGAAUCCAUAUUUGGUUGAGAUAAGUCUCUCUCGUAAUUCGUGGUCAUGUGACUGUCAGUACUUACAUAAAUUUAGAAAUUGGUUUAAAAAUAACCUUGGUAAAGUGGAAGACGCCGAUAAAAUUACUUGUAUAUUUGACAACGUGACAAAUACAGUGGGUCCAUACAUGGCCGAUUUUAACUCUACUAUUUGUACCAGUCAUGUCGGUGGGAGUUCCUCGAUUAUAGAAAAUCAAGUAAUAAAUGAUUAUCUACCAUUAUUACUGAUAUCGCUGUGUGUAUUUAUUAUUAGUUCUAUUCUAAUAUGUGGUAUAUUUUACUGGCGCCGUGAGCUCCGUGUAUGGAUUUAUUACCAUUGUGGAUUCAGAAUGUGUUAUAAAAGCACGGCUUUUGACGACGAAGCCGAUAAAGACCGGCUAUUUGACGCCUACAUCAGUUAUAGCGUGAAAGAUGAAGCAUUCGUCGCACAAAUGCUAGCGCCUGGCCUAGAAUCAACAGACCCCAGCUUUCGCCUUUGCCUACAUUACCGUGAUUUUAACGCGUCCGCUUAUGUAGCAGAUACGAUAAUAGAAGCCGUGGAAUCCUCAAAGAGAACUAUUGUAGUCCUAUCUAAAAAUUUCAUUAACAACGAAUGGUGUCGUUUCGAAUUCAAGACGGCGCUACACGAAGUAUUGAAAGAGAGACGAAGAAGACUGAUAAUAAUAUUGCUAGGCGAGCUACCUAAUAGGGAUAUUGAUCCAGAGUUGAGGUUGUGUUUAAAAGCAAAUACGUGUAUAGAGUGGGGGGAUAGGCAGUUCUGGCAAAAACUGAGGUUUGCAAUGCCGGACUUGAGGAAGUGUCAGUAUCACCGUUCGACUGUGAAUAUUUACGCGUCGGUGUCACCGGUGGGGGCCGGACGGGCGCCGGCGCCGCCCCCUCCGCCACCGCCGGGCAAACUCCCCCCUCUGCUGGGCGACGGGCUGGCGCUGCCGGCCGGCGUCCACGCACGAGAUCCGCACCCACACCGCUUGCCACCGCACGCGCAGCUUUGGGCGUAGCGUAUGCUCCAACGCAGUGCAUCUUCAGAGCGCACUGCGUAUACCUGGCUACCAGACACCAGGAUCGAAUUUUGUUCUCCAUACAGUCGAAGGAAGAGUUCGAAUUCGACCGUUUAUGAAAGUGACUGAUGGUACGAUGGCUUCGACCAACUCGAAGAGGCUUUACUUUGAUCUCGGACACUUAAUGUGCAGAACUCUCUAUUAUGACAUUAUUUUGUGACAGUGUAAAACAUCGAUUCAUUUAGUUUCACUUCUUUAUAAUUUUUAUUUUAUGGACGUAGUCACUGUAUAUAGUUUAACAUCUUGUAUAUAUUAUAUUUAUACUAAUGUAUUUGACAUAGUCUUGUCCUGAUAGAUAAAUAUUGUCGAAGUUCAGUGGAGGAAAAUCACGUUGAAGUGUUGAACAUUUUUACUCAUAAAUUCGCUAAUAUUCUCGCAUCUACUUUGAAACGAGAAACGAGAAACUUCGUCUUGGUUGCCGACAAUGAAUAUUUAUGACGGGCAACGAGUAAUGCUCCAUUUAUGGACAAAGUUAGAAUGUAUUCUACCGACUUAUCAAACGAGCAACCCAUAUCGCAAUGUGUUUCAAUACACAAUGAGAAACUAAUGACUUUAAAAGCCAAAGUUCACUACUGGAAACAACUAUAUUAUUAUUUGCUGGCAACACUUUGGCGACACUAUUUUGCUCUUUAAUUUUUUCCCAUAAAACAGAACUAGCAAAGUACGUCUCAUUACAAAAAUAACACAUAAUUUAGAUUUAAUUAUAAACUGUCAACUAUAAUUGAUCUUCUUUUUAUAAUUUUAUAUUAGAUAAGACAUACAAAUAAUAAUUAAAUUGUUAAUUAUCUUCUUUGAAAUUGUAAUUUGUAUUCAAGAGAAUAAAUUUCUUUUUAUCAUUGUCUGAAAAUGUAAGUACACUUGUACAAUGCAAACGUACUAAUAUCGAGCAAUGUCAAAACUAAUUUAUUCUAUAAACAUUAAUUUACCUGAUUCUUUAUACAACUCUUACUGUUACUACAUUCUUAGUAAUAAUUAUUACUGUAAUAAAUACUACGAAUUUUCAUAUGUGUAAUUAAGCUUAGAAUUAUGCAAUGUAAUGUAAGAUAUGACACCACGGUUAUUAUAUAGAUAGAAAUUAAAAUGUAUUAGUAGAUAGAAAAUUGAUAUUUGCUGUGAUUUUUAAUUUAAUGUCAUUAAAAAUAUAUUUUAAGGUUUCUUAAAAUUAUAUUGUUACAGCAUUUUCGUCCGUCCGUAUCUUAUUGGAUUUAAUAUUUCCUUAAUUAUUGUUUUUCAAUGUAACCUCAAACCAAAAACUAAAUAAUUUGUAUAUUAUUAUAAACCAAUACUGCUGUACGUGUAAUACUGUGAAAAUUUUUAUCAAAAUUCAAAUUUUUGUGUGUGGUUUUCUACAACUAGCGUAGACAUAAAAUUAAUACCUAAAAAUAAUAAUAACAAAAAUGUGUAAAUUUUUAUUUAAUACUUUGACGAUUAUUUUCUUUCAUACGUUAUUCUUAUGAUUAUUCUUUAUUAAAUUAAUAAUUAUUAAAUUGUAUUCCAUUAUUUCUAUGUUAUCUACUACACAUAUUACACUAACUUAUUGUAACUGAUAUAAAAUUAUAAUAUAAAUAUUAAUAAUAUUUAAUCGUAAGAUUUAUUUUUAUAAUAUAGAUUGUCCCAGGUUUCACGACACACGAUCCAAAGUAAAUAAUUAUUGUACAAAAUAAUUAUCUUAAAAUAACUUGUAAAUAAAAUUAGAUAGGUAGUAAUAGCUAUAAGUAACGUUGGCUCCAGACAAUUGUUUUUGUUAAUAAGAAUUUGGUAUAUUUUGGCAUUGAGUGUAAAUCUAAUUGAAUUUGAGACUGUAUAUGGUGAGAAACCUCAGGUGAGGGCUAAAUGUUAUAUUGUAAUAUAAAUUAUCUUCAUAAAAAUAUUAUUUACAGCAUUUUAUUAAAAUAAAAAGUAAAUGUAUACAGGGUGCAUUUAUAUAAUUCUAACUUAUAUUAUAAACGUGAAAUUGAGUUUAUGUGCUUAACUCCUCUUGGGGGCUUUAACUCCUAACUCUAACCGUAACGAACAAAAUUGUCAGAUACGAAUUUUAAUUUUUACCCAAACGUUUCUAAAAAUUUUUCUCCAAAUUGAUACAAUUUCCAGGACUUUUGCCUUUUUCUUGUAUCUUUUUUCUUUACGUUUUGUCAUGUGCCACAAAAUAAACGAUAAACUCUCAUCUUUAUUCUCUGUUUUGCUACCUUCAUUUUUUAUAGUAUAUUUAUGCACUUCUUAAUAAUUUAUAAGUAUCAAAACUCCAAAAAUAUCGCCAAAAUUUUCCAAGCUCUUUUCACUUUUUUCCAAAAAAUAUUUUCAAAAAUGUAAUUUCCUCAAACUUUCGAAAAAAAUACCCAAUCUCAAUGCUGGUUGCGAAAUUUGUUAUACGAGUAAUAUUUGAGACGAUAAAGAAUAUCAACAUAUCCCGUUCACUUGAACAAAUUUGUGGAGAAAAAACUAGUUAUUAAUACCUAUUUCACUAAUUGUUUAUAGAAUCCCAUAGUUAUAUUAUACUAAUUUGUAUAUGUAUGUUAUAAUUCAAGGCCAGUUUAUUCCAUGGCUGCUUCAAUAUUCAUUUAAAUCCAUCGAAACAUUGAUACGUGAGUCUGUAUUAAACACGUAAUGUUUCAUUCCAAUCCAUUCAAGAUUUUUUUUUCAGCAAAAUACAAAACAUUAUGUACACUAUAGAAUAAACGUAGUACAACAGACUCACUUACUUACUCACUGGAAAUAAAAUGACAGCAGUGAAACUAAAACACAAUUACACUAAUGUACGUAUGAUGAGAUAUGAGCAUAUCACAAUUCUAAAGUUGAAUAAAACUGAAGUUAAAAACGGUUGAUAUUUACGUACUUUUUAAUAUUUUAAUAGCAAUUCUUAGAUAUUCAGUAUUUUAUUGCAUUUAUAAUUUUCAAAUAAAUCUCAUUUAAGCAGCAAAAUUUUUAAAACAAUAUUACAUAUAGUUUGAGAAUGUGUAUUUUUAUGAGUUUAUUUUAUAGUGUACAACUAGAAAUGUAAACCGAUUACAUUAAUUAAUUAUGUAAUUAAUAAAUGUGCAUAUAAAUUCGUUUUAGGUUUUUCUAUAUUUUUAGUAAAUUCUCUAAAAAGUAUAAUUUUAUUGAAAUAAAUCAGAACAUCAUGCAUAACUAAAGCGUUGCUUUUGGUUGUGUCUAUUUUUGAAAACAUUUAAUAAAGUAAGA